Molecule: messenger RNA, 624 nt
Organism: Purpureocillium lilacinum
Lineage: Eukaryota; Fungi; Ascomycota; Sordariomycetes; Hypocreales; Ophiocordycipitaceae
Source: RefSeq, a predicted model, not a curated record
AUGCGAUCCUUCCUUGUUGUUGCCCUUGCCGGGCUUGCGGUCGCCGAUGAAUUCCUGAUGAUGAGCGCCCAAAAGGCAGGCUCUGUCCUGGCCGUCAGACAAUCGACCUGCAGCAGCCUCGAGGAGAAGUGCGACUCGACAUGCAUUCCCCUGAGCGGCACUUGCUGCGGCCUCGGCGACGGCUCCUACUGCAAGGUCGGCUACACCUGCGUCAAGGGCGGGUGCUGCCAGAUCGGCAAGGUGUGCACCGGCACCCCCUCCGGCUGCAGCGCCAGCCAGGAGUCUUGCGGCUCCCGGUGCAUGCCCAAGGGCGCGGUCUGCUGCCCUGGCGGCAGCUCAUACUGCGACGCCGGAGAGACAUGCAGCGGUGGGCGAUGCAACACCAGCGGCAGCGGCCUCACCCGAACCACCACCUCUUCCUCUCCUUUCGCCGAGACGACGGCAGGAUCUGGUCCCAGCCCGACGACCACCAGCAGCGGAAACACUCUCUGCGCCCGAAAGAAGGGCGGCGGCAGCCACGGCGGAGGCAGCAGCAGUGGCGACGGCUGCGGCAGCGGCGCUGGCAAUCUCGCGGCUCCUGGCCUUCUCGUCGGAGCCAUGGCCGCCCUGCCUCUCGUCCUUUAA